AUGGCCGUAGCGAUGGCCGCCACGAGCUCCCAGCCCUACUGGGCUCUUGAUUCGGCUGCACAAGCUGACAACGACGGCCGCUACGCAGUGAGUCGUGCAAUGUUCCGAAAGGAGAAGGACCGCAUGAUUGCAGCAAUUCGCCAGGAUGCCAGUGCACUUCGUGAUGCUUCAGUCGAACUCCGAAACGACAGGGAGGUCGUGAUGGCGGCCCUUGAAGAGAAUGGCCUUACCUUGCGCUACGCGUCUGCAGACCUGAAGGACGACGAGGAGCUUGUGAUGGCAGCAGUUCAGCGGACUGGCUUUGCCUUGGAAUCUGCCUCGCCCGUUCUUAAACGCAGCAAAGACAUCGUUUCGGCAGCCGUCCAACGCGAUGGCUUGGCCUUGGAGUGUGCAUCGGAUGAGUUGAAAAAUGACAAGGACGUCGUCCUGGCAGCUGUAUGCCGUGAUGGCUUGGCUUUGGUGUAUGCUUCAGAUGGACUGAGGAACGACAAGGAUGUGGUGAUGGCAGCAAUUGAUCAAAUCUGGAUUGCAGUGGAAUACGCCUCGGAAGAUCUGAAGAGAGACAAGGAGGUCGCUCUCAGUGCGAUCCAUCAAAACCCAAAAGCCCUGGCUUCUUUGUCUAAGGACCUGAAGAGGGACCAGGGGGUGGUUUUGGCGGCAAUUCAGCCGAGCCCGCUUGCCCGAGGCACCUCAACGAAGGAGUUGAGGAUGGACCACGAGGCCGUCAUGGCCGCACUGCGCAAGGAAUGCUCUGCGCUGGUAUAUGCCGCUGAGGAGUUAAAGAAGGACAAGGGCUUCAUGAUGGAAGCAGUGCAGACCAAUGGCUUUGCUUUGGAGCACGCAUCUAUGGGCCUGAAGAAGGACAAGGAUGUGGUAUGCCGGGCGGUUCAUCAAAAUGGGCUGGCCUUGCAUCUAGCUGCAUCCGAGCCGCAGAACGACUCAGACGUAGUCUUGGCCGCCAUUCGUCAGAACCCCUUCGCCUUGAGCUAUGCUCCUACUUGGUUGAAGGAAAGCCGGAGUUUCCUGUUGACAGCACUUCGUGAGAAUGGACUUGCCUUUGAGCUCGUUGGUGAAAGUUUGCAGAUGGACAAGGAGGUCGCCUUGGUGGCAGUUCAACAGAAUGGCCUCGCCUUGGAGCAUGCUGGAGAUGAGCUCAAGAACAAUUUGGAGGUCGUGUCUGCGGCUUGCAGCCAAGAUCCUUGUGCUUUGGAAUUCGCUUCGGCUGGCUUGAAGGAUAACAAGGACCUCGUGAUGGCAGCUGUCCUUCGCAAUGGCGCUGUGCUGAAGCAUGCUUCGCAGCAUCUCCAGAUGGACGAUCAGCUCCUCUUGGCAGCAGCUGCUCGGCCCUUGCGCCGCUUCUCCCAUGAAAGAGCCGAGAUUGGAGCGGGGCCAUUUUCAGCGAAAGGGAGACUGCAGACACAGGAGCUCUUCCCCGAAGCGGCCUUGGCGGCAUUCAACGAGCCAGGGGAUGUACAAGAGCUGGUCACACGACCUCUCACGAGUGGCCUGAUGACGGAGCCGCCAGAGCAGACAGACCUCCAAGUCGACCCAGCUGAGGAUCAUGUGGAUGCAUCAAGUGUCGAAGAUGCAACAUCGGAUGGUGUGCUUGAAGUAGAAACAAGCGAGGCAAGUUCUCCGAGACGUCCAAAUGCAGACAUGCCAGACGAAUCCCAGCACCGCACGGAACCGUCAACCCCUCCGUCAACACCUCGAACGGAGUCAGGAGAGCCCGCCGCAGAGACAACGAGAGCCAUGCCAGCUGAGGAAGAUGGCUGUGAGGUGGUCGACCCCAGCUCGAACCAACAUGACGAGCCGAGCCACCUGGAGGAUCGAUGCAUACAGAUGAGCCACGAGCAAGAUCUGCCUCAGAGUCAGGAGGCUUCAUCCGAAUUCGGGCAUGAGGCAGUGCUCGCCACAGUGCAGCGCGAUCAUCCCGGCCUGGCGCUGGCCACCACGAGCGACAGGAAGCUCCUUAUUGACCCUGACAACUGGGUCAGCAUCCUGAAUGCCGAGCCGAUCUUCGAGGCGGUCGAUGCCUUCGCUGCGGAGCGGCUCCAGCUGGUGGGAGAGAAAAGAGCGCAGUCGAGGAGGAUGGCUUUCGACCAUGCCGUCACUGAAGCAGAGAUGGGUCUCCUCAGCGGAGCAGCUCAGAGGGCCUUCUCUUCGGGUUUAUUCUCACAAAGUGCAGCCGACUGCUCCUUGGCUCCUUUGGCCUCGGGCGCAGCGGACGAGGAGCUUCUUGGACUUGCCGUCCAGGAGCUAGUGGCCUGCCUUGCCGAGCGGUUUUUGCAGCGGGCAGUCUCCGCAGGCUUCUCCGUCCACCUCUCCCAAACUUCUGACGGGGACUUGAAGCUGGCAGAUUCCUUGCUGGCCAAGCUGAGCCCUCCUUCGAGGAAGGACCUUGAAGAGAAUCCACUCGGGGCGGAGCAGGGUUAUGGCUAUUGGGCGCCUCAUAUCGACAAGGCCAAUGUGCCCGGCUACGACGUCAGCGCCAUCCUCUACCUCUCGACCAUGGGUGAGCAGUUUUCCGGGGGGGCCUUCGCCUUCAACGACGCUGAUGCGGACAGGAUCGUCGAGCCCAAGAUGGGGAGGCUUCUGCUGUUUGACUCAGGCCCCAGCAACUUGCACCAAGUCUAUCCAGUGCUUUCUGGCACUCGCUUGGCGCUCUCGGUUUGGUUCAGCCGUUCCCUGACCAAAGACGCGGCACUGUCCUCUGUCGCACAGCAGCAACUGACGGUGAACCAGGUGCAGCUUCCUAACUUCGACGGCUCCGUGAAGCUGUUUCAGGUGAUGCAUAUGAGCGUGGAGCAAGCCUCCAAGAAGUUCUUAGAGCAGAACAAGCGCCAUGUCUACAACACGCCGACCAGCUACCUUGAGCUCCUCUCCAGCUUCAUAUCAGUACUGGCCAUGAAGCGGAAGCAGGUGGGCACGCAGCAGAAGAGAUACAAGGUUGGCCUGGAGAAGAUAGGUGAUGCCGAGGAGCAGGUCAGUGGCUUGCAGCAGAUGCUGGUGGAGAAGAAGCCGAAGCUCGAGCAGACGCAGAAGAUGGUCGAGGAGAUGAUGAAGGUCAUCGAAGUGGACAAGGCCGCCGCUCAAGAAGUGUCCACGAAGGUGGCGAAGGAGGAGGCAGAG
Messenger RNA from Symbiodinium necroappetens, 3132 nucleotides. NCBI's taxonomy places the organism in Eukaryota, Dinophyceae, Suessiales, Symbiodiniaceae. The record is from the annotation of a GenBank genome assembly.